CAUUUUAAUCGCAACACAAUGAGGAAAGCCCCCUUGUUUUAAUGAGUAACAAAGAUACACACCUGAGCAAGACCCUGUCCUGGCUUCUCCGACACGGCGCUACCAAGGAGUGCCUUAAUAUAAGUUCUGACGGCUAUAUAUCUGUACGAGAAAUAUUACAGCACAGAUCACUCAGAGGUAGAUACAAUAAAGAGGACAUAGAAAGAGUGGUCGCAACAAACAGUAAACAGAGAUUCAAACUAAGGUUCAACAAUAGUACGAAUAUAUUAGAAAUAAAAGCCAAUCAAGGGCACUCCAUACAAAUAAGUGAUGAUGACUUAAUACAGAUAUUGGAGCCUCAUUACGAAACUGUUGUCCAUGGCACAUAUUACAAAUAUUGGUCAAAAAUUAAGAUUGAAGGCUUAAGUCGUAUGAAAAGGAAGCACAUACACUUUGCUAAAGGCACUUUAAAUGAUCGCAACGUUAUAAGUGGGCUACGGCAAGACGUUGAAAUAUAUAUAUUUAUUGAUUUGACGAAGGCAUUAGCCGAUGGAAUUUUGUUUUUCGAAUCAGAAAAUGGAGUUAUAUUAACAAAAGGAAAUAACAUAGGUUUCUUAGAGCCUAAAUAUUUUUGGAAAGUUAUUGAUAGAAGAACAGGUGCUUCACUGUUGUAAGUCAUGGAUCGCUCCAAAAAAGUGCAUGUUACGGGUAAGUCAUUAUACAUCUAUACUAACCUGAAAAGUUUCUUAGUUUGUUUGUUUGAGCUAGUCUCAGGAACUGCUGGUUCAAAUUGAAAAAUUCUGUUUUGUUGGCUAGUCCAUUUACUGAGAACGGCUUAUUGAAUUUGAAUACGUUUUUCCUAAAAUUAGCGCGAGUGAAAUCGCGGGCUCAGCUAGUCUAUCUAUAUAAAUAAAAGUGAAUUCUUGAAUGUGUGGCUGAGUGCAAAUCUCUCGAAUGCGUGGAUCAAUUUGGAUAUAACUAAUAGUUGGAAUUAUCUAAUACUCUGUGAAGGGGAAUAUUAAAUAAAUAAUU
Melitaea cinxia (Glanville fritillary) is the source of this 1011-nucleotide messenger RNA. RefSeq names its product tRNA 2'-phosphotransferase 1. NCBI's taxonomy places the organism in Eukaryota, Metazoa, Arthropoda, Insecta, Lepidoptera, Nymphalidae. Gene Ontology annotation, molecular function: tRNA 2'-phosphotransferase activity. The coding region runs from base 42 to 653 and encodes 203 amino acids. Gene Ontology annotation, biological process: tRNA splicing, via endonucleolytic cleavage and ligation. The record is from RefSeq and is a predicted model, not a curated record. The transcript has 5 exons.